Molecule: messenger RNA, 2627 nt
Organism: Melitaea cinxia (Glanville fritillary)
Lineage: Eukaryota; Metazoa; Arthropoda; Insecta; Lepidoptera; Nymphalidae
Gene: nAChRbeta1
Product: acetylcholine receptor subunit beta-like 1
Exons: 9
Coding region: 22-1596 (524 amino acids)
Biological process (GO): nervous system process; signal transduction; chemical synaptic transmission
Cellular component (GO): synapse; postsynaptic membrane; neuron projection
Molecular function (GO): acetylcholine-gated monoatomic cation-selective channel activity; transmembrane signaling receptor activity
Source: RefSeq, a predicted model, not a curated record
CGUGCGGCAGUGGCCGCCGCCAUGACUGCAGGGUCGCGCGCACCCUUGCUGGCCAUCGCUCUAUUUGCAGCGCUUUAUUCAGGAUGGUGCUCAGAGGACGAAGAACGACUAGUCCGGGAUCUUUUCCGAGGCUACAACAAACUUAUCCGCCCUGUGCAAAAUAUGACACAAAAAGUCGAUGUUCGGUUUGGCCUGGCUUUUGUGCAGUUGAUUAAUGUCAACGAAAAAAAUCAAAUCAUGAAAUCGAAUGUUUGGCUCCGGCUCGUAUGGAUGGAUUACCAACUAAUGUGGGACGAAGCUGACUACGGUGGUAUUGGUGUGCUAAGACUUCCCCCUGACAAAGUUUGGAAACCAGACAUCGUACUUUUUAACAAUGCUGACGGCAAUUAUGAAGUUCGAUAUAAAUCGAACGUCCUAAUUUAUCCCAACGGAGAAGUUUUGUGGGUUCCUCCAGCUAUUUACCAGAGCUCAUGUACUAUCGACGUAACCUAUUUUCCAUUUGAUCAACAAACUUGUAUCAUGAAAUUUGGAUCCUGGACUUUCAACGGCGACCAAGUGUCACUCGCGUUAUACAAUAAUAAAAACUUUGUUGACCUGUCUGACUAUUGGAAAUCUGGUACUUGGGAUAUAAUCGAAGUGCCGGCGUAUUUAAAUAUAUAUGAAGGCAAUCACCCAACUGAAACUGAUAUAACGUUUUACAUAAUAAUAAGAAGAAAAACCUUGUUCUAUACCGUGAAUUUAAUAUUACCAACUGUUUUGAUAUCAUUUCUUUGUGUCCUUGUCUUCUACUUACCUGCUGAAGCUGGAGAAAAAGUCACAUUGGGAAUAAGCAUUCUUUUGUCACUGGUUGUGUUUUUACUUUUAGUAUCAAAAAUUCUUCCGCCGACAUCGCUUGUAUUACCACUUAUCGCAAAGUAUCUUCUAUUCACCUUCAUAAUGAAUACUGUCAGUAUACUUGUUACUGUUAUAAUUAUCAACUGGAAUUUUAGAGGACCUAGAACACAUAGAAUGCCACUUUGGAUUCGAAGCGUUUUCCUGCACUACUUACCAGCGUUACUGCUCAUGCGACGACCACGUAAAACACGUCUGCGUUGGAUGAUGGAAAUGCCUGGAAUGGGAGCUCCACCGCAUGCGGCUGCUCCUCACGAUUUACCAAAACAUAUAAGUGCAAUCGGAGCUAAGCAAAGCAAAAUGGAAGCAAUGGAACUUUCUGACCUGCAUCAUCCGAACUGUAAAAUAAAUCGAGCGUCUGGUGGGGGUGGUGAAGUUGGAGCACUUGGGAGCUUAGGAGCUCUUGGCGGUCUUGGACUUGGCGAAAGAAGAGAAUCGGAAAGCUCUGAUUCUUUACUUCUGUCCCCUGAAGCCGCUAAAGCUACUGAAGCAGUGGAAUUUAUUGCAGAACAUUUACGCAAUGAAGACCUUUAUAUUCAGACACGAGAAGAUUGGAAAUACGUUGCUAUGGUAAUCGACAGAUUGCAGCUGUACAUCUUCUUUUUCGUUACUACUGCUGGCACAGUUGGUAUUUUAAUGGAUGCCCCGCAUAUCUUCGAAUAUGUCGAUCAAGAUCGUAUCAUAGAAAUAUAUAGAGGAAAAUAGGUUGAUCAUUAUUUUUAUUAAUUUGCAUAAUAAUAGACGUCACUGUAUUACCGACAAUUAAUUUAGAAAUUGUUAAUAAAACCUUUCCUAGCAAAGUUAAGUAUCUUAGAUUCAUACAGGCAUUAUAAUUAUAUUAAACAUACGAAAUAACAUUUAGCAAAUUAAAUACUAAUUAUUUAAAUGUUACAUUUCCUCUCAAGGCAGUAUACUAAAUUAAGGCUUAAAUAUAUAGUUAUAAACUUAAGGAUUAAAUGUUUCGAUAUUUGAUGAUGAAUAAGGCCAUUGGCUUAUUUAUUGCUCAGCUAUAUAAAACACAGUUGGCAAAUUGUAUUGUAAUAGAAAUUGAAAUUUUAGAUAAUAUGUUAUAAUUAUCACAAUGGAAAGUAACUUAAUUUAAGAUAAUACUAACUCAUAGAAUUAUAAAAUGGCUGUGUUCGAUGUUUAUAAAAGCACAAUAUUAAUGAAUUAAUAGAAUUUUAUGUAGUUUUGUAUUAUUGUCAUCUUCAACUAAAUUCAGUACUAUUAAGUAUUCAUCCUAAACCCUAGGAUUAUCUAAUUACAGGCGUAGAAAUAAGUAAAUAUCUGACCUUAAAAUUAAAGAUGACUUAUCUAUACAAAAAUAAAUGUUUCUUUAAUUUGCUGUUUUUUUUAAAUUUAUUUGUGAAAUUAAUGAACAAUAAAUUACAUAUAAUUUAUACUUUACAAAAAUCUUACAAUUAGCCUAUGAUAGUUAUAAUUUUACGACAAAAAUUUAAAAUAUUAUUACUUUCCCAAAUAUUUUUUUAGAAAUUUUAUUUGUAAUUUGUACUUACUACAUGUAAACAUAUAGUACAUAUUGUUAAAUAAUGUUUUGUGAAAAAUAUCUUCCAAAUUUCUCUUGUAAGUACUUUACUUUAUUAAAAAUUUAUCUUUAAGUAUAUAUAACGCUUUGUACUAAUAUUUUAUUCAGUGUAUACACAUAGAAAAUAUGUACAUAGUUAUGUUGUUUUUAUAUUCCAUUAAUAAAACAAUUUCUGUUAUAUCACAAGUCA